GCAACUGUUUGGGUAAUGAUUACACCCCUGUUGUGCACACAGUCAUUGAAUGUGCAUGAGAUAGUAUGUAAAGUGUAUUGGCGGAGGAUGUUUAUUUUCUGCACGAGUUAUUUAUUAUUGACAUUCGCUGUCUUUUGGCUUGAAAUUUAGUUUUCUGGUUUAAUUACCCUGAAAAAGAUUCACUGAACGCAGGUUGUGAUCUCCAGUAUUGGUGCCCAUCAUGGCAGGAGGCAUCACAGAGACCGGGGAGCUCUACUCCCCGUAUGUGGGCUUGGUGUACAUGUUUAAUCUGAUCGUGGGCACGGGGGCACUGACGAUGCCCAAGGCCUUUGCCCAAGCAGGUUGGGCGGUCAGCCUGGCGCUCAUCUCCUUCCUGGCGUUUAUGAGUUACAUGACCACUACGUUUGUGAUCGAGGCCAUGGCAGCGGCCAACGCUCAGCUGCGCUGGAAGAGGAGGGAGCAGGAAGAGGUCCAAGACAGCGACUCCACCUCUGAUUAUUCGGAUGAUGAUGUCCAGGGACGAUCAGAGCCAGAGAUGAAGCCCAUUUUGUCAGUCCAGCGAACAGGAGGAGGACACGUUGAUCACUUUGACAUUGUGGAGAGGGUAGAGAUGGGUCAAAUGGCCUCCAUGUUCUUCAACAAAGUUGGUGUCAACAUGUUCUACAUCUGCAUGGUAGUCUACCUGUAUGGAGACCUGGCCAUCUAUGCUGCUGCUGUACCCAUAUCACUAAUGGAAGUAGCCUGUGGUAACCACUCAUGCAGUGCUGGCAGUGUGAAGUACGACGACACCGACUUGUGCUGGGGGCCUGUCACCAGGAAAGAUGCCUACAAGGUGUUUCUGAGCAUCUUCACAGUGAUGUUGGGCCCUUUCGUCUUCUUCGAUGCUCAGAAGACCAAAUACCUCCAGAUCCUCACCUCACUCAUGCGCUGGAUCGCGUUCACCAUGAUGAUUAUCCUGGCUCUGAUCCGUAUUGGUAAAGACCGGGGCGAAGGCCACCCCCGUAUGGCCCAGAUCUCUGGGGUGCCAAACCUGUUUGGAGUGUGUGUCUACUCCUUCAUGUGCCAGCACUCCCUGCCCUCCCUGGUGACGCCCAUCUCUGAUAAGAGGCGUGUGGGAACCCUGGUGGUGUGUGACUAUGUCCUCAUCCUUGGCUUCUACGGCCUGCUCUCCUUCACAGCCAUCUUCUGCUUUGACAGCUCCCUGCUGCACGACAUGUACACCCUCAACUUCACUGACAACUGUGACGUGCUGGACAUCCCCGCGUUGCGCUACUUCCUGGGCCUCUUCCCCGUCUUCACCAUCAGCACCAACUUCCCCAUCAUCGCAGUCACGCUGCGCAACAACUGGAAGACCCUCUUCCACCGCGACGGGGGAACCUACCCCUGGGUGGUUGACCGCAUCGUCUUCCCCCUCAUCACCCUGGUGCCGCCCAUCAUCGUGGCCUUCUGCACCCACAACCUGGAGUCCCUGGUGGGCAUCACGGGCGCCUACGCUGGCACGGGCAUCCAGUACGUCAUCCCCGCCCUGCUGGUGUACUACGGCCGGCGCCACCUGGUGCCUAUGCUGGGCACGGACGAGGUCAACAAGCACCGGUCCCCGUUCCGCCACACCUUUUGGGUAUGGUUCGUAGUGGUGUGGGCUACCUUCUGUCUCAUGUUUGUCACAGCCAACAUCAUCCUAGAGGACACCAAGAAAUGAGGACACUGACUGACUGUGAAAGACCGGUUUCUCUGUGUGGGUGUCUUGUAUUUCUACAUUCUCUCUACCUGAGGCCUUCCAGAACUUGGUACAGGUCGGACGGUGUGCCUUUUUAUGCUGCUCUUGUAGCAUGGGAAACCCUUUUUUAAUUACAGCGGUAAUCAGCAGUUGAAACAAUUAUAAAGUGUCCUCCCCACCCCUGUUUCAGUAAAAAGCUUGAGGAUGGUACUGGAGAAAUGUAACCAUUAUCAAGUUCAUAGACCAAGAUAUGCAUGCAAGGACUAGCCAUCCAUGAUAUCGAAAUGAUAGUUUUAACAAUGUUUUAAAGCUAUAUAGUGUUUAUUUACAUUUACUUUGUUUACAAACAGUCCCUGUUUCGGUAAAAAGCUUGAGGUUGGAGCUGGAGAUGUAAACCAUUAUCAAAUUCAUAGACCGAGCUAUGCAUGCAAGGACUAGCCUUCCAUGAUAUUAUAAUUUUUACCAUGUUUUGAGGCUAUAUAGUGUUUAUUUACAUUUACUUUGUUUACAACAUUGCAGUACAACAAGCUUAUAUUAUAGGUACUGAUCAGUUGUGAGAGUUGAACUAAGCGGAUGAGGCAUUUAGAAGCUAUAUUCUUCAAGAAUCAAUGGGCACAUUUAUUAAUUAUAUCAACUGCAGAUCACCCCUUUUAAGAGUAAUCUAUACAAUAUGCGGAAGGGACCAAAUAUCUAGUGAUUGUAUGAAAGCUGCUACCGUAUGUAGGAACACAUGGAAGAGGGCCUUGUUCACUCUGUUCCAGUGUCCCUCUGUAGAUAAAUACAAGCUGAACAAUCAGACUGUAUUAGCAAGGCAUUGCACUACACAACAGCACUGUUUUUAAGCAUAUACAAAGAGCUGGUCAACUUGUUUCCAAAUGCCUAAAAUAACUGAAGGAAGGAUAGAGAAGGGAGGUGUCAGUGUUCCUCUGGACCUUCAGAAACAGUGUUGUGGCUAAAGAAAAAUAGAACCUGACAACUAACUCAGCGCUCCUGUUGCUAAUGGCAAUGCAGAGAGACUUUAAUGCGGCUUUAAAAUGAACUUGGGAUGGUGAAAAAAGCAAGCUAAAUUAAUCUGCGAUAAUCAGUUUAUUAUGGCUGGCAUUUCUACAUUCCUCACUGGUGGCUCUGCCUCAGUUCUCCUUGUCUUCCCUGUGAACAAUGAACCUUUGUCCAUGACAGAUCCCUGACUGAUGGGCCUGAUGGAAGAGCUCCGUCCCUGGUCAUCAGGAGACCGAUCUUGAGUUCAAACUCUGUACACAUACCACCAUCAUGUUUUACUGUUCACCACCAAAUCAUCAGCUUCAUGUCAGCACCCGACUGCUCUCUGUUGAACUUUGACCCCAGAAAGUUAUCAAUGGACACAGGAAGGUUUAUGUUGGCUACAUGGGGAGCCAGGUGGUACGGUGCCUACUGUGCCCACAAAGACACCUCUACAGUAGUCCCAGUAUAUCUCUUUUUGCAAUCACUGGUUUGCUCAUACCAUGAACUGUACUGUUGGUUAAGGUCUUGUAAGUAAGCAUUUCAUGGCAAAGUCUACACUUGUUGUAUUCGGCGCAUGUGGCAAAUAAAGUUUGAUUUGAUUUUAACCAUCUGUCUUGUGCUCGCACGUAACGAGAAUUUCUCAGCUGGCUAAUUUGUUGUCAGCUCUUUACUUGAGGUUUUAUUACAGUUUCCUGUUAGCUCAGUUUGAUCGACUAAUUAGAUUUUACUUCCAGACGUGGGAACAGCCUCUUCGCCCCGAGCUCUGCUCAUGCUAAUGUCCACAUUAUACGCUUCUGUCUCCUCAUUGUCAUGUCCUCUGGUUCUCUCUCUCUCUCAUAUAUAUAUAUAUAUAUAUAGCACACUCCUGGUCAAAAAGGGAAAUGCUUAUUAUGUUGCACCUGCAACAUUGCACAAGUUUGCACAUAAUUGCCUUGGGUUUGACCUUUUCUGUGUUUUACAUAGACUUUUGCAAAUGGUUUAUCAUGAAGAGGUUUAUAAGGGUUGAUAACUAUGGUAUUUAUCUAACAGUCUUCAAUGGUAUUCUUAACCCAUCAAUAUAUACAGCUUGACACUAUUUAAAAUGCAUUAGACUAAUAGUCAUGCAUUGUAGCAUAUUACAUUUUAGUCAUUUAGCAGACGCUUUUAUCCAGAGCGACUUACAGUAGUGAAUGCAUACAUUUCAAUUCAUUUCAUAAUUCUUAUUUUUUUUCCGUACUUAUUGAUGGCAGUACAGUAUUGUUGAGGACUAUUGAAUGAGAGACAUCUCAAUGUGGUUGGUAUUGUGUGUGUUAGGACAGAACAAGAGUGCUCACUAUUUCUGUAACACUGCUUCUCUCAAUAUUGGGUUCCUUCUCUUCAAUCUUGGGUUCCUUCUGGUAAUUAUUGUAAACAUUACAUUUCUGCAUGCAGCUCCUUCCAAAAUGAUGUAGUCAGCUGUUCCUUUAAGGCUUCCAGGUUGUGAUGGGUGGGAUGGUUACUCCUCUUCUUAUCUUCUUUUCAAUACAAAUGUGCAAUAUGCUUUGAACUGGGUUGGGGAAGUAAGAUUUCAAGCGAAUAUUAACUGUUUCUGAGAGUGUUUGUCUGUGUGUGUGUGUCAGUGUAUGUGUCACUUUGAAAAGAUUUUAAAUGCAAAUGUCUGACUCUUAUUUGGAGUUGUGAAAUGUGCCUUUUUCCCGGGGUUAUUGUUUCCAUUCAUUUGUUGACUGUUGUUUUUCCUGGCACGUCUUUGUUUUAAGCAGCCUGUCAGAUAAGAUCUGCAUGUAAGCCACUUAAUUUAACUGACAACCAAUGUCUCCUAAAAUAAACUGGGAUAUCCUUGUCUUCUAAA
Molecule: messenger RNA, 4526 nt
Organism: Salmo salar (Atlantic salmon)
Lineage: Eukaryota; Metazoa; Chordata; Actinopteri; Salmoniformes; Salmonidae
Product: putative sodium-coupled neutral amino acid transporter 12
Source: RefSeq, a predicted model, not a curated record